AUGGAUCCGACCCCGUGCAUGGCAGUUCAGGCCAAUGCCGAGUGUGACGCAGUCUUGGAAGUGGAGGGAAAGUGCUUCCCUGUCAACCGGUGGGCCCUGGCCUGCCACAGCAGCUAUUUUGAGGCCAUGUUCUUUGGUGGCACCCGGGAGCAUGCAGAGCGGCACAUCCGGAUCCAGGGGGUUGAGGCAGAGCCCUUCCGGGCACUCCUGGACUUCACCCGGACAGGCAGCCUCAGCCUCAACCCUGCCAGCGUGGCCAGCCUUCUGCAGACAGCCGACUUCCUGCGCCUGGAGGCGGCCAAGAGGCGCUGCGAGACCUUUCUGGAAAGGGAGCUGCGUGUCUCCAACUGCCUCAGCCUCAGGGCCUACGCUCAGCACUUUGCCUGCCCGGCGCUCGACUCUGCUGCCCUCAACGUGGCCCUCAGCCACUGGGCUGACGUGGUGACCCACGGCGAGGUUGAGGAGCUGCCCAAGGCGACUCUGAGGGAGCUGCUGCAGAGCGACGAGCUCUUCGUGGUUUGUGAGGAUGUGGUCUUCGACACGGUGACGCAGUGGGUAGUGGCAGACCUGCCCCAGCGGGCCCAGGAUUUCCUGGAGCUGGUGGGCCUGGUGCGGGUCCCCUUCCUCAGCCUCCCCUUCCUAAGCCUCCUGGUGAAGCGCAGCAAGCGCCCCGGGCUGGACCCUCCAGCUCAGCUGCUGAAAGAGCUGGACCGCUUCCCGCCCCCCAACUGGCAGGAGGCCACCCAGGCCCCCUGCGCGAGCCGGAGCUACGAGACCCUCUUCGUGGUGGCUGGGAAACGCGACCAAGAGCAGCAGGAGCUCUUCCACUUCCUGCCCAAGACGGGAGCCUGGCAAGCCUGCUCGCCACUCAAGAGCAAAAACCUCACCCAGUACGCUGUGGCUGCCGUGGGCAACCUCCUCUUCGUCACGGGAGGGAACUUCCGGGAGGAGUUUCUCUGGGCCCCCGUGGACCGGGUGUGGAUCUACAACAGCUGGGAUGACCGCUGGCUGGAGGGGCCGGCCAUGAAGGAGGCUCGCGACAGCCACUGCGCAGUGGGGGUUGGCUUCCACCUCUACGUGAUGGGGGGCAGCACCCCGGAGGGCAUCACCCCCAGCGUCGAGCGCCUUGCCCUGGCGGAGUCCUCCUGGGAACCCGCCAGUCCCCUGAUCCACCCCGUGGAACGAGCCGGAGCCACCGGUGUGGGGACGCGGAUCUACGUGGUCUGUGGCCUGGAUGAGAACGGGGACGUCUGCCGGGCAGUUCAGCGGCUGGACAUAGAGAGAGACACGUGGGAUGUUGUUUCUUUCUCACCGCUGCCAAGGUGA
Molecule: messenger RNA, 1326 nt
Organism: Protobothrops mucrosquamatus (brown spotted pit viper)
Lineage: Eukaryota; Metazoa; Chordata; Lepidosauria; Squamata; Viperidae
Product: kelch-like protein 21
Exons: 2
Coding region: 1-1326 (441 amino acids)
Molecular function (GO): protein binding
Source: RefSeq, a predicted model, not a curated record